Pyrus x bretschneideri (Chinese white pear) is the source of this 1654-nucleotide messenger RNA. Its product is annotated as elongation of fatty acids protein 3-like. Gene Ontology annotation, cellular component: endoplasmic reticulum membrane. The transcript has a single exon. The coding region runs from base 630 to 1538 and encodes 302 amino acids. NCBI's taxonomy places the organism in Eukaryota, Viridiplantae, Streptophyta, Magnoliopsida, Rosales, Rosaceae. Gene Ontology annotation, biological process: fatty acid elongation, monounsaturated fatty acid; fatty acid elongation, polyunsaturated fatty acid; sphingolipid biosynthetic process. The record is from RefSeq and is a predicted model, not a curated record. Gene Ontology annotation, molecular function: fatty acid elongase activity.
AAUCUCAAUAAUAUUACUUCCUCCUAAAAUCCACAAACUAUAAUAAGCGAAAGAUUGGGAUCCUCAAGAACUGAGGAGGUACUCCGUAAAAUACAUUGUGAUAUGUUUACAGAAUGUCGUAUAUGAUCGAAAAUGUUUAUAUUAUAAAUCACUACGCAAACGAUCAUCUCUACCGAAGAAGAAAAGUUAUUCAUAAUAAAAUGCACACGAACAAACCUACUUACCAAAGCAAACCUUUAUUUUAGUCAUCCCACACGUGCCGAGCAAAGAAUUCACACGUACCGCCAAGCAAAACCCUGGACGUGUCCUCCAAAACUGCAGUUUUUUUGCAACACUAUUUAUUGGCUUCAUGCCGACCGGUCAUUUGAUUCAGUUUCCAACUUCUACUUGUCCAUCCACUUAUCCAUCCAUCCCCAAAAAGACUCAAAUUAAAAGACCCCUAAAAUUCCCAAACCAUAAAAAUAAAUGUUGGAAGCAAAAAUUGUGGAUGAAUGAUUCGAUGUGAGCCAGAGCCACCAGACCCACCCGCCACCGCGUGAAGGGCCGUCUCCCGUCGUUUUCUCCUUCCCCUAGAACGACGAGACACGUCACUUCUACCGUCUGAUCCGUCCCCAGCCCGGCAAAAAAUAAUGCCGGGUAUCCAGACCCUCACGUUCUGGCUCUCGGAGCACCCCACCAUCGUCGGGUUCCGGUGGUCCCACACCCACUCCUGGGGCUCCACGUGGUCCUUCCUCUUCACCGCCAUCGCCGUCUACAUAACCCUCUCCCUCCUCCUCCACCUCUUCCUCCUCGCUGUAAACCGGUCGGGUCGACCCGUACCUCUCGGACCUAUUCCCGCCGUCCACAGCCUAGCGAUGGCCCUAAUAUCGUUCACAAUAUUCGCCGGAGUCACCCUAUCCUCCGCCGCAGAAAUCCGCGAGACACGGUGGUUCUGGCCGCGGUCCAAAACCCCAUUCCAGUGGCUCCUCUGCUUCCCGCUGGGGACCCGGCCGUCGGGUCGGGUCUUCUUCUGGUCCUACGUGUACUACCUCUCCAGAUUUCCCCACAUGCUCCGCACAUUCUUCACCAUUCUCCGCCGCCGCAAGCUCGUCCCCUUCCAGCUCUUCAACCACUCGAUCCUCACCGUCAUCUCGUUCCUCUGGCUCGAGUUUUCGCAGUCGAUUCAGGUCAUGGCGAUCCUCUGCACGACGCUCGUCUACUCCGUGGUUUACGGGUACCGGUUCUGGACCGCCGUGGGGCUGCCGGGCGCGUGUUUUCCGGUGGUGGUGAACUGCCAGAUUGCGCUGCUGGUCUGCAACGUGGCCUGCCACGUCGGCGUCCUGAUGGUGCAUUUCAUGAAAGGCGGGUGCAACGGGAUUGGCGCAUGGGUUUUCAAUUCCGUCCUCAACGGUGUGAUUCUGUUGGCAUUUUUGAAUUUUUACGUCAGAAUUCAUCUGGGGUUUUUUAAUAAGAAGGGAAAGGGAAGGGGUGUUAGCAGCGGAGCUGGCGGCGCCGACGCGGCGGCCAAGUCUGUUGGACUGAAGGACAAGGAGCUUUGAUGGUGUAGGAUGUAAUUUUAGGGGCGGAAAUUUAAGUUUUUGGGGGAGUGUACUUUUUUUUUGAAUUUGUACAAUGUCUACAAAUUAAUACAAUUACGAUCACGAAAAUUCUAUUA